Eutrema salsugineum is the source of this 2237-nucleotide messenger RNA. RefSeq lists its product as uncharacterized. Gene Ontology annotation, molecular function: zinc ion binding. Gene Ontology annotation, cellular component: nucleus. NCBI's taxonomy places the organism in Eukaryota, Viridiplantae, Streptophyta, Magnoliopsida, Brassicales, Brassicaceae. Bases 190 to 1977 code for a protein of 595 amino acids. The transcript has 7 exons. The record is from RefSeq and is a predicted model, not a curated record.
CCAAUCAAAACCUAAACGACAAGAGGUUCCAUCGUUUUCGUACUUUCCUGUCACCACCGCCAUUCUAAGCCCACUCGUUCACCUGAGCCGCGACGACGAAGAUGAAGGCGAAUCUGUAAGGCUUAGGGUUUAUCGGAUUGUAGCAAUACGAAGAGCAAGAGGAAGCUGCUUUUUCGUGGAAGAUCAAUAAUGGCGCAAGACUCGGAGAAGAGAUUCCACCAGAUCAUGGACAAGCUCUUUACCCCGGCGAAAUCUCAGCUUCCUUCUUCCUCCACUAGUUCACCUGCAGAGCAACAAUCAAGAGGCAAGAAGCGUCCAAAUCCUUCAUCUGCGUUAGCACUCGUUAAGCCAAGGACGGGAUUAGCUACCAUUGAUAGGUCUUCUUCAGCUUUGAAAGCUCCCGCCGGUACAUCACCUUCUGGUCUUUGCAGGCCAUGGGAUAGAGGAGACCUUAUGAGGAGGCUAGCUACUUUCAAGUCCAUGACAUGGUUUGCCAAACCCCAGGUUAUCAGUGCUGUAAAUUGCGCAAGGAGAGGGUGGGUGAAUGUUGACAAUGAUACUAUAGCUUGUGAAUGUUGUGGAGCUCAUCUUUACUUUUCAGCCCCAUCUUCUUGGUCAAAGCAACAAGUGGAGAAAGCAGCAUCAGUCUUCAGCUUAAAGUUGGAUAAUGGACACAAAUUGCUCUGUCCAUGGAUAGAGAAUGCAUGUGAAGACACGCUUUCUGAGUUUCCUUCAAUGACACCGCAGGAUUUAGUCGAUAGACAUGAAGAACGGGCAGAAUCUUUACUUGAACUUUUAGCCCUGCCUAUUAUUUCUCCAUCUGCCAUUGACUAUAUGAGGAGCUCCGAUCUGGAGGAAUUUCUCAAACGACCUAUUGCACCUGCAUGUGGCGACACGGCAGCCGAAUGUUCUCAAACAGAAUCACUUAUCAAUCAUGUUGGAGCGAGUCCGUCUCAACUUUUCUACCAGGCACAGAAACUUAUCAGUUUAUGUGGCUGGGAACCGCGGGCACUUCCUUAUAUUGUGGACUGCAAAGAUAAAUCGGGUGAGACUGUUAAGGGUACAGAUACUAUUGAUUUACUUCCAGAAACUGCUACCCGCGAGCUUCUAAGUUCCUCCAAUUCAACCCCAAAUCCAAAUGGAAUAUCAGGGAAUAGUGAAAUCCCAACAGUGCCAGAUACAUUAAACUCUGAUCCCAGUUCUGUUGUACUGGACUGUAAGCUCUGUGGAGCCUGUGUUGGACUCUGGGUGUUCUCUACCGUUCCGAGACCACUAGAAUUGUGUAGAGUCACUGGUGAUACCGAAGUUAAUACAGUGAAUAACUCCAGCGUCGGUACUCUUCAAAAACAAACUUCAAGCUUAAAGUUUACCAUAGCAGGAGGACCCCCAGCAACAAAGCAAAACUUCAAAGCAACUAUAUCGCUGCCUAUUAUCGGCAGGAACUUGAGGUCGAGGUUUGCUUCUUACUCUAGAGAUCGCGAUCAUGGGACUGCCAGUUCUAUUCAGGAUGAACAGAGUAAAACUGCAGAGACCAAUGGUGGUGUCUCAGAAAAUAGUGAUCUAGCAAUGAUUUGUGUAGGAGAGAAGGUUGAUGGAGGAAGAAACGCAUCUGAUAUAGACACUUAUAGUACACCACAAAGCAAAGACAAGCAACUGAUGGUAGUAAGAUCAAAUCUUCCUGAAAACAACAAACAGCAGGAUUUAACUCCAGAUAAAUCAGCUACUUCAAACAAACAGAUGGAAUUUGAUCCAAUAAUGCAGCAUAGGCAUUUUUGUCCUUGGAUUUGGUCAACAAGUAGAAGAGGCCCUGGAUGGCGACAGACUCUGUCUGCAAUACAACGCCAUAAAGGAUCUUGUCAGACUCCACCAUCACCUUCGUCCCUCUUCAAGGUAGACGAUCCGUUAACAUCUGUUCGGAAUCUGUUUAAGUCGCCAUCCCCGAAGAAGCCAAGACUGAACAGAGGAUCUUCAAGCUGAGACACCAGCGAUUUUGUUCCCGAGUCCUCUUGGUCUACGCUGCACCCGGAAAAUUUGAAACUUGAAAAACUGUAACAUUCAUGUGUUUGUUAUUUACGGAUUCCUUAAAAGGUUAGACCCAUUUGAAAUUGCUAAAGCUUAUAAUAUGUAAACACGUAAAGUCAUAAAGAGUUUGUAUCAGAGUUUUUUUUUAUCAAAGUCUAGACAUUAGAGAUUCGUCAUUGCAUUUGUAGACAAACUUUUCAAAAGACAUUGUUAAA